GGUGAAUAAAUUGUUAAUGAUAUCGAGGAUCGGUGGGAAAACAUGUGCGCAGAGGAAAGUGGGCUUGGAUCAAAUAGCUUCACACUCUGUGGACGCUUCGGGAUUUCGGGAUCGCGCAUUCGCAAUACGGAAGCGGACGGUGAUAGAUCGGGAUCAACGUGCUGCGUAGAAGUUUUGGAGUUUUAGUUUGAAGCAUACAUCGAUACAGUAGUGAGUCGCGGUGUUGUGCAGAACUGAUAAGAAGUGUCUUAUGGGAUUAAACUGAUUACUGAUUGUGCAUAAAAUAUGGAUCUACCGGGAAAGUCAGACCAUGGCAAUGAAGGCAGAGAGGCCGAGAGUUAUCUCAGAAGAAUUAAAGCGGAAAUAAGAAAGACGAAUAAACCUAUUAUGGAGAAGAAGCGCCGUGCAAGGAUUAACAACUACCUAAACGAUCUGAAGGCUUUACUUUUAGACGCUAUGAAAAAAGACCCAAUUCGUCAUUCAAAACUAGAAAAAGCUGAUAUUUUGGAUCUGACUGUGAAACAUCUGCAGGAUUUGGAACGCCGUAAAUUGGCCGUUGCAAUGGCAGUCGACCCGACCGUGGCGGAUAAAUUCAAAAGUGGUUUCAAUGAGUGCAUCGAAGAAAUUGAUAAAUAUCUAAACACCGUUUCCAGUGUAGACGGUGGAAUGAAACAACGAAUAUCGAACCAUCUCAAAACCUACUUGAAGUAUCAACGAUUUCCUCAGUCGGGCGUAGUGGGUCCAUUUGGGGGACUAUUUGGUCGCACUACAGACGAGAUCAAUAACAACGGACGACUGCCGAUAGACGCUAUGUCUCUGAUCCCAUCUCUUCUGCCAAGUGGAGAACUGGCCUUCAUCAUGCCGCACAAUAGCACCAACGGGUUGCCUUUCUUUCCCAGGCUCCCUACGGGUCAAAGCCUUCCUCCACUGAAUUCUAACCACUUCAAACCGAUUCUGCAAGAGAAACAACCGUUCGCCCCAAGCCCACCAUUGAGUCCUGUUUCCGAUCAAGAGAGCGUGAAAGGAGAUCCCAAAAUCAGCACUCCGUUGGCCAAACUCAGAUCCGGCUUGGCUGAACACUUGAUGGCUGCCUUUCCUACUCCUCCGACACCGGAAGAAAAUGCACGAGCAUCUGCCUUCAUGCCGAACCGUAAGCUGAUCGACCGGAUACGGCUACAACGGGAGCUGAUGGAGAAAGCCGAACGAACGGAUGCCAAGCGCAGGAAAGUGGAUAAAGAAGUGGAGUACAGCGAUGAUGAUAGUGAUCUGGACGACGAUACGGAUGCGGACGGGAAAGAUAAUGCCGGGGGAGAUAUGUGGAGACCAUGGUAGAAGCGUACGGAAGAUUUUGUGAUGUUAGGAAAACAUUUCCUGAGUAUAUCAUGAUUAGAACAUAUGAGCUUUAAAAUUUGAAGAGAGUUUCUUUGGAUUAUAUUGACAGCUUUAGUAGGUUAUAAGUUUAUUGUAGAUCAUAUGAAUGCAGUUUAUACAAAUAAACGUGCUUUAUAUUUUUGGAUUUAAUUAAAUAUUAUUACUUUUUUGAUAUUUACAAAAAGUGUGCAACAUAUCCUGGAAUGAAGAAUAAAUAAAAAGUGUUUACUUAGG
Armigeres subalbatus is the source of this 1605-nucleotide messenger RNA. RefSeq names its product protein deadpan-like. Gene Ontology annotation, molecular function: protein dimerization activity; RNA polymerase II cis-regulatory region sequence-specific DNA binding; DNA-binding transcription factor activity, RNA polymerase II-specific. Gene Ontology annotation, biological process: regulation of neurogenesis; anterior/posterior pattern specification; regulation of transcription by RNA polymerase II. NCBI's taxonomy places the organism in Eukaryota, Metazoa, Arthropoda, Insecta, Diptera, Culicidae. The record is from RefSeq and is a predicted model, not a curated record. Bases 286 to 1332 code for a protein of 348 amino acids. The transcript has 3 exons. Gene Ontology annotation, cellular component: nucleus.